AUGGACUCCACAACCAAGACCAAGGAUGAAACGUCAGAUAAGGAAUUAACCGACUUCAUCUCCAAGAUCCACGCCAGUCCCGCGAUGCUCGAUCAGCCAGAAGCGGUAGUGUUCAUCAUUCGAAAGAUAGGCACCUCACUCAUGCCCAUGGAUCUCAAACGCGGCGUUGUACCGGAUUUGGCGAAAUUAUCGCUCUUUCCCAUUGAUUCCCUAGUUGCAAUUGAGCUCCGAGCCUGGGCACGCAAUCGACUGAAUGUCGAGGUGAAACUUAUCGAGAUAUCAUCAAUAGAGACAGUGAAGGGCUUUUCGCAGUUGAUUAUCGAUCAUGUGAAGGAGAAACUUAGGGUGCUAGCGGAGUAA
Messenger RNA from Aspergillus neoniger CBS 115656, 360 nucleotides. RefSeq lists its product as uncharacterized. The record is from RefSeq and is a predicted model, not a curated record. The coding region runs from base 1 to 360 and encodes 119 amino acids. The transcript has a single exon. Lineage: Eukaryota; Fungi; Ascomycota; Eurotiomycetes; Eurotiales; Aspergillaceae.